Musa acuminata subsp. malaccensis (wild Malaysian banana) is the source of this 617-nucleotide messenger RNA. Its product is annotated as dirigent protein 1. The record is from RefSeq and is a predicted model, not a curated record. NCBI's taxonomy places the organism in Eukaryota, Viridiplantae, Streptophyta, Magnoliopsida, Zingiberales, Musaceae.
AAAGCCCACAAACUCUGGUGCCUCGCCGCCCAAUCCUACAGCCGCUUGAUGAUUCCUGCAAGUGUCUGCAUGGCCUCAUCUGCAUACUUUCUUUUCCUCCUCCACCUCUUUGCCUUCGCCAACGUUGCCCCUGCAAGCGGACAUGUAUAUGCUGCACCCAAAGAGAAGAUGACCCACUUGCACUUCUACUUCCACGAGAUCUACGGCGGCCCCAACACGACCACCAUCACCGUCGUCAACCCUCCCGGCAACAACUCGUUCAACAACUUCGGGAGCAUCGGGGUGGGCGACAACAUGCUUAGGGAAGGGCCCAACCCGAGCUCCAAGCUCAUCGGGAGAGCGCAGGAGCUGGCCGUUCAGGCGUCCUUGGAGAGCCCGGCCUACCUCUCCGCGUUCAACUUCGUGUUCACCGCCGGGGAGUACAACGGCAGCAGCAUCUCCAUCUUCGGCCGGGCGGUGCUCACAGAGACGAUGGAGCGGGGUAUCAUCGGAGGGACCGGCAAGUUCCGAAUGGCCCGGGGCUACACCAUUAGUAGGCUCAUCAGGAGAACUGGGACUACCGAAAUCGUGCUUGUGGUGGAGUACGAUGCAUACAUCUUUCACUACUGAGCAGCUGU